AUCAUGUGUCAAUCAAAUCUGUUGUUGAUUUGAGGUUAUAUAUAUGUUUUAUUACCUACCAUCUGCCUCUGCUGUGUAGUUUGAGAUUUACAAGAAAAUUUGAUAUUUAAGCAUCAAUCAUUUCAACCAAACGCAAUAUGGAAUUUAAUGUUUCUUUUCUAACUGGUCUAGGAUGUGGUAUUUGCCUAGGUAUAUCCUUGUUCGCUCUUAGAAGUUAUUUUGGUUCAGUAUCUAAAGCAACAAAAGUUGUGAAAAAGUUUGCUUCAGAUUCAGAGUACAAGCUAGUGCUAGUAGUGCGAACCGACUUGAAUAUGAGUAAAGGAAAGAUAGGAGCUCAGUGCGGUCAUGCAGCAGUCGGUGCUUUUGAGAAGGCGCAGAGACGGGAUCCUGAGGCAUUAAAAUGUUGGCAGAUGACUGGUCAAGCAAAAAUUGCUCUCAAAACGGACUCCGUAGAAGAAAUUAAACAAAUUGAGGCUAAUGCUAAAAAGAUGGGGCUCAUCACUUCGUUAGUAAGGGAUGCAGGGAGGACACAAAUUGCCCCUAAUUCUAUUACUGUUUUGGGGGUUGGACCUGCUCCAAAGGAUGUGGUUGAUAAGGUAACAGGGCACCUCAAGUUGUUGUGAAGACCUGUUCCUUUCACUUAUAUUUUGUUAUGUCAAGAGAACUGAUAUAUACUAUAUUGAUUUAUUAUCACACCAAUCAAGGUUUCGAUGGACAAGAUCAAAAUAAAGUAUGUAGUAAUGGCACAGUGUUUCUCUCUCAUCCUCACUUGCUCCGGUUACAUCUGAUUGUCACAAAGCCUAGCAUCAGCAUGAAAAUCAGGAAUAGAAAUAAGAUUUGUAAAUUCAGAGGUGAUUCUACAAUCUGCAAACUUUUACAGCCUGCUUGAUGUCAAAUGUCUCUGAGAAUGCUAUAUUGUUGCUACGUAUAUGCUGCUGUGUCCCAUAGUCACCUUGUACAGCAUCUAUGGGAGGAUAUGGAAUGGUCCUAUUCUAGGUGAUAACAUACCCCCACAUAUGGCACAUACUAUUUGGCCAAUGACUGGACCUGGAGUUGUAUAAAUGACGCCUGUACUCUGGUACAGCAUGCAAAACAAGCACAAAAAAAAUCACUACAUGUAACAGCAACUGGAUGGGUGUGAGAGUUGAACAAGAGGCAAUUAUCACACCAAGUUACCAAGUUACAACCAAGUUAGAUAUAUAAUAAAUGUGACAGUGUUAUAAAGAUACAAAGUCACAGUGUUUUUGAGUAGAUAGAGCCAAAAGCAUAGAUAUAAGAAGAUUACAUUGAAGGUUCUUAUAUCUAUGGCCAAAAGUUACAAGACUCAAAAGCUAUGUUUUACUACGGCAUAUAUUUUAGAGAAAAUUAUAUAUUAAUGUGAGAAUGUUUUUAGGAAGUGUGUAAAGUUAGAUAGUUAAAAAAAAUAAAAGAAACAUAUAGAUAAAUCACAAUAUUUAAUUAAAAGUGAAAUAUUUGAACAAGACACAUUAGUGUAACAAUUACAAUUUAUUAUAACAUGACUAUUAAAUUUGAAUUUUUUUUCACAUCUGAUCAAAAAACAGGUAAAUUGCAAUGAAAUAAUUAAAUAAUUCAGAUACUAGUACAAACUGUAUUAAUUCUACCAUAAGACUGGGUAAAUGCAAUAAUCAAAAGUAAAGUAAAACAAAAGCCUAAAAAAACUAAACAGUAGUGACUUGACAAAAUUAAAGAUAAUUAUUAAAAAAAUAUUUUUAUCAUAUUAACAAUAAAACAACCUUUAGAAAAAUAUCGACAUAAAAUCCAAGCUCUAUAACUGGGUAUUGCCGAAGAAUUUAUAUUAUUAAACUAGAAUGCUUACGAAUGAGCAAUUGAUGUAGUUUUAGCUAUUUUUUCUUGCCUAUUUGCCAGAAAAGGAUGGCUACAAAUUUUGUAAUUUUCAGUAUUAGUUUUUUAACCACGCAGAUAUUGUGGAAAUUUAAUACUUAUAACAACGCAAAUAGCUCUAGUUUUCAAUUUUGAAAUUUGUUAUUCGUAAUCAAUCUAUUCAAAUUCUAAAUUCCUAGUUAUUGCAAAGUUGUGAUAUACCUAACUAUCGAUAUAUAUUCCAAUAGGUAUCUCAAAGGCGGAAUGUCAGUAAUAGUUAUGUGCCGUUCUUGUUUGGAAAAUUAAUGGAAACAGUAUUCUCAGAAAUUCCCGAGAAUUUCCUGCAAAUCGUUGCUUUGUUUGAUGGGAAUUUCACUUGUAAAUCUGUGAUAAUUCUCAAGGAAGGCAAUUUCCGAGAACUGAGAAUUUCUCAGCGGCACAUCGCUAGUAUUUACUAUUACAAUAGUAUUAUAGAUGGCGGCAAACAGCUUGAGCAUUCGCAGAAGUCAAGUUCUGAUAUUUUGAACUCUAUUCCAAAGAAAUAAAAAUGCGCAAACGUCCAUCUUCGUUCAAGAGACUUGCCGCAAACUAUUACAUAGAUAAAACACAUACUCUAAUACUAAAACGGGUUGAGGUCUAGAAUGUCCACUACUCAAAUUGACCUCUGGUAAUAAAAAAUAUGUAAAAUUCAAAACUACAUUUUUCGUUUACUGUCCAUUUUUUUAACCGUGAGAUAUUCUGGACCUCAACAAAACGACAAAAC
Plodia interpunctella (Indianmeal moth) is the source of this 2605-nucleotide messenger RNA. RefSeq names its product peptidyl-tRNA hydrolase 2, mitochondrial-like. The transcript has 2 exons. Gene Ontology annotation, cellular component: cytosol; mitochondrion. Lineage: Eukaryota; Metazoa; Arthropoda; Insecta; Lepidoptera; Pyralidae. The coding region runs from base 138 to 623 and encodes 161 amino acids. The record is from RefSeq and is a predicted model, not a curated record. Gene Ontology annotation, molecular function: peptidyl-tRNA hydrolase activity.